This is a messenger RNA of Prunus armeniaca (apricot), 189 nucleotides long. The record is from the annotation of a GenBank genome assembly. NCBI's taxonomy places the organism in Eukaryota, Viridiplantae, Streptophyta, Magnoliopsida, Rosales, Rosaceae.
AUGCAGCUUGUUUUCGUUGUUUCCACUGGAGAGGCUUGGGGCUACCUUGGUAGCAGGAGGUUUUUGUUUGAACUUGAUCUGCAGUCUGAUGCUGUUAGUGGCAUUAACUACUCAUUGAUUGAGAAGGUAUACUGUGCUCUUGCAAUGAUUGAAGUCAUCUACUGUAAUCUCAAAGGUUUCUUACAGUAA